This is a messenger RNA of Trichomonas vaginalis G3, 279 nucleotides long. RefSeq lists its product as uncharacterized. The transcript has a single exon. The record is from RefSeq and is a predicted model, not a curated record. Lineage: Eukaryota; Parabasalia; Trichomonadida; Trichomonadidae. The coding region runs from base 1 to 279 and encodes 92 amino acids.
AUGAACAACAUUGGAAAUACAACAAGAGAUGGACAAGGACUUGCAAUAGGUAUAGAUGAUAUUUAUAAUGCCCUCGCAGACAACAGUUUUGUAGAUUUAAAGUCAAUGCAAGAUUUAGCAGCAGAAGGUGGAAGAAUAGGAACAACUUCUCAAGGGCAUAGACUAUCUCCAAAACAACAGGCUCCGCUAGAGGAGUAUUUAUACCGCCUUAUUCAAGCCCUACACUAUCAGAACAACCUCCACGUCAGCAACAACCUCCAAAGCAAGAGAACGCUCUAG